Molecule: messenger RNA, 1130 nt
Organism: Equus caballus (horse)
Lineage: Eukaryota; Metazoa; Chordata; Mammalia; Perissodactyla; Equidae
Gene: MRTO4
Product: MRT4 homolog, ribosome maturation factor
Biological process (GO): nuclear-transcribed mRNA catabolic process; ribosomal large subunit assembly; rRNA processing
Cellular component (GO): preribosome, large subunit precursor; nucleolus
Molecular function (GO): RNA binding
Source: RefSeq, a predicted model, not a curated record
GGGUGAGGAGCUCAGGACUCGGAGUUCCCCGGACGCGCGGGAAGUCGCCCUGGAGACCCGGAGAAGAGCGCAGGCGGCGGGCCGCAGCGCAGAUUGAGUCAGGCACGCGCGAGGGCAGCCCCCGAGGGCCAUCCCAGAGGCCCCCGCGCCGUCGGGGUCCUAACAGGCUGCCCCGGCUUCCGCUGCACGUGGCUGCAGAGCGAUGCCCAAAUCCAAGCGCGACAAGAAAGUUUCCUUAACCAAAACUGCCAAGAAAGGCUUGGAACUGAAGCAGAACCUGAUAGAAGAGCUUCGGAAAUGUGUGGACACGUACAAGUACCUUUUCAUCUUCUCUGUGGCCAACAUGAGGAACAGCAAACUGAAGGACAUCCGGAACGCCUGGAAGCACAGCCGGAUGUUCUUUGGCAAAAACAAAGUGAUGAUGGUGGCCUUGGGUCGAAGCCCGUCUGACGAGUACAAAGACAACCUGCACCAAGUCAGCAAGAAGUUGAGGGGGGAAGUUGGUCUCCUUUUCACCAAUCGCACUAAGGAGGAAGUGAACGAGUGGUUCACGAAAUACACAGAGAUGGACUAUGCCCGAGCUGGGAACAAAGCAACUUUCACUGUGAGCCUGGAGCCGGGGCCCCUGGAGCAGUUCCCCCACUCCAUGGAGCCACAGCUGAGGCAGCUGGGCCUGCCCACUGCCCUCCAGAGAGGUGUGGUGACCCUGCUGUCUGACCACGAGGUGUGCAAGGAGGGCGACGUGCUGACCCCAGAGCAGGCCCGUGUCCUGAAGCUUUUUGGGUAUGAGAUGGCCGAAUUCAAGGUGACCAUCAAAUACAUGUGGGAUGCACAGUCUGGAAGGCUCCAACAGAUGGGAGAUGAGUUGCCAGAGAGCGCGUCCGAGUCAGAAGAAGAAUCAGAGGAAGAAGAUGACGGCUGAUGGGACUGGGGACCAAGGGGCUCCCAGCCAAUCCAAGCGUCAUGUCGCCUGGACCCCGGGACCGCCGCCCUUCCCGGGGGACAGCAGUCAUUUUGCUGUGGAUCAAGACAAGGGAGGGCGAUAGGGACAGACUGUUGUUCUAUAAAGAAUAAAACUGUCACCAGGGUGUCUCCCUGUAGACAGCAAAAGCGAUGUCCCUCAAAAACAA